UGUUAUUGGCUGUCUCUGGACCUCAAGGAUAACAUUUCUGUCCUUUCCAUUGGCCGCCCUGCUGCUGCAAGCCUCUUCCCGUCUUAUUUUGAUGAUGAAUAUGAAGGCAUGCUAAGCCGUGCCGGAGCGCAGCUCUCAUCCACUGCACUCCCUCCCCGGGCUCAAGGACCGAGGGGCUCCCUCGCUGCUUCUCCUGCCUACCACCAGCAGCAGCAGCAGCAGCAGCAACGCUAAAAGUUGUGAUGCUUUUCUUCACCCAGUGCUUUGGGGCUGUGUUAGAUCUCAUUCACCUGCGUUUUCAGCACUACAAGGCAAAGAGGGUUUUCUCAGCUGCUGGGCAGCUUGUCUGCGUUGUCAACCCAACACACAGCCUAAAGUAUGCACCGAGCCGUUGUGCAGCUGCCCAGACUUCCACGGAGCAAGGCAUCCUUCCUCCCUGCCAUCACCAUGAGACAGUGCAUGACUCCCAGCUUGUUCCCUGCACAUGCCCACUCUUCUCCUGCUCAUGGGAAGGGCACCUGGAGGUGGUGGUGUCCCACCUGAGACAGACCCACCGCAUCAACAUACUUCAGGGAGCAGAGAUUGUCUUCCUGGCCACAGACAUGCACCUACCCGCACCCACAGACUGGAUCAUCAUGCACUCCUGCCUUGGCCACCAGUUUUUGCUGGUUCUCAGGAAGCAGGAGAAAUAUGAAGGCCACCCCCAGUUCUUUGCCACGAUGAUGCUGAUUGGCACACCAACCCAAGCCAACAACUUCACCUACCGGCUGGAGCUCAACAGGAACCAGAGGCGCCUUAAGUGGGAGGCAACCCCUAGGUCGGUGCUGGAGUGCGUUGACUCUGUCAUUUCAGAUGGGGAUUGCCUUGUGCUGAACACUUCCCUGGCUCAGCUCUUUGCUGACAACGGAAGCCUAGCAAUAGGAAUUGCAAUAACCACCAGCAAAGCUCACAGUGCAGAAGCUGAAAUGUGAGGGGAAAGAGGGGGAACAAAAAUGGUGCUCUAGCUGCCUCGUGAGAGCCAGAACUCGUGGACUUUCCUGGGGGGGUCUCAGGUCUUUUAUGGUAUUUAGUACUCAUCCACAGUGGGCAUUAUGUACACAUCCUGUGGUUACAGUCUCUGUGUAAUGUAUUUACUGUUUUGUUAAUACAAUUUUAUGAGAAAUUUUAAA
Pogoniulus pusillus (Red-fronted tinkerbird) is the source of this 1169-nucleotide messenger RNA. It is a transcript of the gene SIAH3, whose product is annotated as siah E3 ubiquitin protein ligase family member 3. Gene Ontology annotation, cellular component: cytoplasm. Gene Ontology annotation, molecular function: ubiquitin protein ligase activity; ubiquitin conjugating enzyme binding. The record is from RefSeq and is a predicted model, not a curated record. Gene Ontology annotation, biological process: proteasome-mediated ubiquitin-dependent protein catabolic process; multicellular organism development. The transcript has 2 exons. Bases 243 to 971 code for a protein of 242 amino acids. NCBI's taxonomy places the organism in Eukaryota, Metazoa, Chordata, Aves, Piciformes, Lybiidae.